Messenger RNA from Tachysurus vachellii, 910 nucleotides. RefSeq lists its product as uncharacterized. Gene Ontology annotation, molecular function: protein serine/threonine kinase activity; ATP binding; RNA endonuclease activity. NCBI's taxonomy places the organism in Eukaryota, Metazoa, Chordata, Actinopteri, Siluriformes, Bagridae. The record is from RefSeq and is a predicted model, not a curated record. Gene Ontology annotation, biological process: mRNA processing; intrinsic apoptotic signaling pathway in response to endoplasmic reticulum stress; IRE1-mediated unfolded protein response. The transcript is spliced from 5 exons. The coding region runs from base 205 to 777 and encodes 190 amino acids. Gene Ontology annotation, cellular component: IRE1-TRAF2-ASK1 complex.
UUGGCCUUCUGAUGUUAUUAAUUUUUAACAGAUAUAACCGGAAAGGCAAGACUAGCUGAUUUCGGCAUAAGUCGAAGACUGAAGUUGGGGGAGACGACUUGCCGCACUAAUCCUGCUGGAACAAAGUACUGGAAAGCCAGAGAGACGCUUGAAGAGGACAGUAACAGUGGCUACAAGAGGAGUUCUGACAUUCAGGUGGCAGGAAUGUUAAUAUAUUACAUCCUCUCCCGUGGACAUCAUCCAUUUGGCACAGGCGCUCGAUGUGAGAGUAACAUUCUUGAUGGGAAGUACUCUUUGGAACACGUGGACGAUGAACUGGCAAAGGACCUGGUGAAGUGGAUGAUCAGUCAUGAACCAAAGGACAGACCUAAUGUAGAGGAAACCCUUCGCCACCCAUUCUUUUGGCCAAAUAAAGAUAAAUUGGACUACUUAGACAAGCUGGGUAAUGAAAAGGAAGUAGAAAACUGCCGCAACGCUGGCCCAGACCUCCUUUCUGCUAUAGAGGCUGUUACAGCAGGGAAAAGUUUCUUAGACUGGAAAACAAAAUUACCUGCUGAGCUUGUGCAAAAAUUGGAUGGUAGGAAAAAGACCUACCCAGAGAACACACUUGGUCUGCUGCGCUUCAUAAGGAAUCUGCAUCAGCAUUACUCUGAUGAUGCCAAGAAUUUAAAUUUGAUGACGUUAUUCCCUGACCUUUUUGAAACUGUUUUCAUGUUUGCCAAAACGAGAGGGUGGACCACUGCGAUGGAAUUUAUGCUUGAGAUACCGGAGACAUGAUCACUAUCAAAAUGCACAAUUAUGUCUCCACUGUCAUUGUGAUUUGUUUGAUACAUAUUAAUUCAUUGUUAAUAUUUUUUUUAUAUUUACAUUAGUCAUGAUAAUGUUUUAUUAAAAUAUCACGUUAGUUUUA